AUGAUCGAUCAUGCGGCGCUGGUCGAGCUUCAUCUUCUUGAUCGUAUAGUAUUUACUUGCGACAAAUCUGUGCCGGCUGUCAUCUAUAAGGUGUCCGAGGAAUCAUUCGCUGGUGUACUAAAUAGUGAUAUAAUCAGCGGAGUGUGCGUCGUCGGGAAUGCUCUCGAGGUUUUGAAAUAUGGCAUCAGAGAUAGAAAAGGUGGCCUCUGUGAGAAAGGAGUGCGACUCAUUCUUGAAAUUCGUGAUUCUACUGUCCGCGUCCCUCUGAAACCACGUACUGACGCUGGAUUGCAUGAAUUGCAGGUCCCCGUACAACGUGUUUCUUAUGGUGGUAUGCCUGAAAAAAUGUUCCAACAGAGCCUUCAUAAGAAUCAAGCUUCCCAUGAAAACCAGAGUAGUUCCUGA
Messenger RNA from Ostertagia ostertagi, 405 nucleotides. The record is from the annotation of a GenBank genome assembly. Lineage: Eukaryota; Metazoa; Nematoda; Chromadorea; Rhabditida; Trichostrongylidae.